This is a messenger RNA of Chilo suppressalis (striped riceborer), 3307 nucleotides long. Lineage: Eukaryota; Metazoa; Arthropoda; Insecta; Lepidoptera; Crambidae. The record is from the annotation of a GenBank genome assembly.
CGGAGACGAGGUGAGCGACGCGCGCGCAACAAACCCACGCUUAUGCACACGCGCUCUUCUCAUACAAUAUUCAACGCGUCAGUUUUUGCGUUGACAUUCCCUCGAAUCAACAUGUGGAAUACGCUUCGAUAGUUACAAUAUUAGUGAAAACUAUGAGUAGAGUCUUCGCUUUUUUAACUUUAAUGUAAAAAAAAAACUUUUGGAAUAGAAAAUGCCGUGUGUGAAUUUGUUUCGUGGGCUCCUGAUAGCCGUUCUGGUUUGCAUGUUCAGGUGCGAGGAAGAUUUGAAAGACUUCGAUUUCUCUGAUGGUGAUGAUGAGGUGAUGAUCGCUCAAGAAUCACGACAUUAUCAGACCUUUGUGAAGCCACCAGUGAGAAUAGUGAAACCAACGGGUGUGACGAAUUCGCAUCGACCGCAGUACAAUUUGGAUUCGUUUGAAGAUGAUAUUGGCUUCGAAGAUGUUGCGGAGACUACUACGAGAAAGAGUUACAAGCCUUCUUACAAGUUGAGGUCUAGAGAAGGCAUGAUAAAGGAUGCGGUUUUAAGAGCGUUGGAGAGGAAGGACCACGUAGGGAAGUUUGCGCAGCUGCUGCCCAUCAUCAGGGCGAUGUCUGGGAAUCAGCGAGUGGCGCUGGCAUCGCUGGUCGCGAAUCAAGUUACCACGCCGCCGGGAAAAGAGCCGCUUAAUCUAGCUCAGGUGAGAUCAAUGUUCGGUAACAACGCAAACACCACUACAGACCUGAUGCUGCCGAUACUGUUAGACAUGGCGAAUCUGAUCAGACGCGCCAUCAGACCAGGCAAACAGUUGAGAGAAGUAAAAUACCCACCGCCACCACAGCAACUGCUCAGGCGAUCAUUCACCGAGGACGUAUCAUACAUUGACGAUGACAUUCAACCAAAUCCUGAAAUUAACACAGAAGACAAGAAUACAGACAAACAUGAACACAAAUAUGCAAACAAUGAACAAGCUAAUAACAAAACAAUCUCACAAACUCCUUCAACGUUACAUCUCAGAUUUCCUACUAGAAGGAUUCUGCCACAGAGGACAAACAAACCAACACAAACUGAUAGACCAGCACAAGACCACAAUAGAACAAAUGACUCGAAACAUAAAGUAAACAGCUCGGUCACAACUCACCCUGAAGAAGGCGAUAAGAACGCGUCAACUUCAACAGAGGCGCCUGCGUCUGCGCAAGGCAGAUCGGCCUUCAAGGGCUCCGGGGACAACACCACGGACUUGACAGCGGCAGCCACCAACCAGACCCUGGCACAGGACCUGCCCGUCGCCGAGAAACUCAGAGCUCUCAACAGAUACGUCGAUAGAAAAAGUAACUUGAUAAGGCGUGGCACAUACCCGCCAAAGCCAACUUCGUUGGUACGUCGCACCACAGCCGAGCCGCCCGCUAGCCCUGUCAGUCCCUUGGGAGCGGUGAGCCGACGCCGCCCAGCCCCGCCCAGGAAGCUGCCGAGCUCGGCGUCGGCAGCUGACCAAGCCAAGUGCGAACUGUUCACCAACACGCUGUGUCUACACGCGGAUGAUUACCCAACUGAAGCAAUAGUGCAAUCAAUAAGAAGAAACAAAGCUGCUGCCGGGGCUCUGCUGGCUGACUUCAAGGACCCUGGGGAGAGUGCAGUCGACGGAGUGACGGCGGCACAGGAGGCCAAAUAUACAGCGGAACAUUACCUAGUGUCUAACAGGCGAGGUGAUACCGCCAACAGAGAUUUUGCGGGAGCGGGAGAAGCAGGGUUCAUGUGUCCCAGCACCGUGAAGUACGCGCGGCCGCAGCGUGCGCGAGCAACUUCAGGCCAGUGGAAAUACAUCGUCAACACUGGCGAGCACACGCAGACGCUCAGGCUUGAGAAAUGCUUAAAACCGAAAGAAUCAUGCACUUAUCUCACCGAUAAUUUUAAAUCUAAAUGCGUGCAAGUUUACAAUUAUCAUAGGCUACUAACAUGGGAUCAACAAAAUGGUCUUCACAUGGAUAUAUUCAAAGUGCCAACAUGUUGUUCUUGCCAUAUUGAAGGAUACAGUGUAUCUUUUCCUCCUGUAGGGCAUAGAGUUCACGAAACAUCAUCCGAACAAUUCCCUACCGAUGAUUUGUCAUCAGAACAUGGCAACCAAGCUUUUGAAUCAGUCCAAUCAACAAUUCACAGACCGAGUGUGAGUAAAUCGCCACCAUUUACACACAAAAAGCCAUUAGAGACAUAUUCACCAUUUAGCGACAGCCAUAAUUUGAUCUCUGGUGUACCAUUUAGUAACGGAAAAAUAUUAGAUAACGAAGAAUCCAGUGAUGCUAACAUUCCUUCACAUCCAAUGGACUCUUAUGGUAACACUUAUUUCCCCGAUUCUUUUAAUCAAGCAAGCUCUGUACGCAAUGUCAAACGGCCUUUGUCAUCAAGGAUACCAGCUUCAUCUAAUAACUUUGAAACAGUUACUUUGCCGAGCUAUUUGGAGCCUCCGACACCAUCUGGGCCUAAUUCGUUCACGUUCUUAAACGAAACUCCUAAUAAAUACAAAAUUACUGGAAGUCAGUUUAAAAGAGGCCCGGUUAGACCAAAUCGAAGACCAAUUAGAAAGAAAAUAUCUGGUGGCCCUGAGGAUUUAAUAUCAUCAGGUACUUCGGCUGUUGAAUCAUUCACAAGUUCAAAUUUAGAAACAAUGGAAGAAUUUAAUGAUGACUUGGAAGAACCUGAAGUUGGUCAAGCUACUUCGAAUGUGAAUUUUCCAAAGAGAAUCACGAUUGCUCCAAAACUGCAAUCUGUAGUUCCCGAAACAAUAUCAACCACAUCCAAACCCUCAGAUCCAAGUAAUGUGGUACAGGAAACUUUCACUUCAAACGGCAAGAGAGUAAAUUACAAUUAUCAUCCAAUAAUAGAUUUUUUCGGUGAUGAUGAAAAAGAAAACGAUAGUGAAUCGAUUGAUAGAGAAGAUAGUGAACCAAAUUAUGUUCCAAAUAUUCAAUCGGAAUGGAAACCAAUAAAUCACCCCUCAUCGUCUAGAAAUAAUGGAAAAUCCCCAAAUUUAGUCGAAAGGAAAAAACAUAAAUAAAGUUUGAGUACUUGCAUCAUGUAGAUAAAUAGAACUUAAUUUUUCAUAGAAGUAUUCUCAUUUCGAUUAAAUAAGAUAGAUAAAUUGUAUCCUUAUGUUUAUAAUCUUUUCACGAUAAAACCAAACCAAAUCGAUCAUUAAAUUAUUGUAUUUAAAAUUAAUUUAUUUUUAAUUUAUUGAUAGCUUUAGAAUAAGACUCUAUUUUGUUUGUAAAAAUAUUAGUGUUUGUUAAGAACUUAAAGACUUGCCAGGUUAAUA